Messenger RNA from Miscanthus lutarioriparius, 1137 nucleotides. The record is from the annotation of a GenBank genome assembly. Lineage: Eukaryota; Viridiplantae; Streptophyta; Magnoliopsida; Poales; Poaceae.
AUGGCGUCCUCCUCCCUCCCGGCACCGGCACCCGCGCCCGCGCCCGGCCGCGCCGAGCUCCUCAAGGCCUUCGACGACAAACGCACGGGCGUGCGAGGCCUCGUGGAGUCGGGGGUCUCCUCCGUCCCGGAGCUCUUCCGCCACCCGGACCCCUACGGCUCCAUCCCGCUCGCCCCGCCCGGCGCCUCCAUCCCCGUCGUGGACCUCUCCCUCCCGCCCCACCUCGCCGCCGCCGCCGCCGCGUCGGCCGCCCGCACCUGGGGCUUCUUCCACCUCGUCAACUACCACCAUGCCCUCCCCGCGGCGGCUGACGCCGCCGACGACUACCCCGCGCGCGCCUUCGCAGCGGUGCGCGCCUUCAACGAGCUCCCCGCCGCCGAGCGCGCGCCGCACUACAGCCGCACUACAGGCGGGGUCAACUACUCCUCCAACGUCGACCUGUACAACUCCCCCGCGGCCAGCUGGCGCGACACCAUCCAGAUCCUGCUGGGCCCCAACCGCUGCCCCGACCUCGCCGACCGGAUCCCGGCCGCCUGCCGCGCCGAGGUGCUUGAGUGGGAGGCCCGCGCCACCGCCGUCGCGCGCGCCUUGCUGGGGCUCCUCUCCCAGGGGCUCGGGCUCCGGCCCGAGGCGCUGGAGGACGCGUCCUGCGCCGACGGGAAGCUCAUGGUGUGCCACUACUACCCGCACUGCCCUGAGCCGGAGCGCACCAUGGGCCUCGUCCCGCACACGGAUCCCGGCGUGCUCACCGUGCUCGCGCAGGACGGCGUCGGGGGCCUGCAGGUGAAGCACCAGGACGAGGACGGCAAAAUCUCCUGGGUGGAUGUCAAGCCCGUGCCCGGAGCGCUUGUCAUCAACGUCGGGGACCUCUUGCAGAUAAUGUCUAAUGACAAGUACACGAGUGUCGAGCAUCGGGUGGUCAUGAACACACGUGAAGAACCCAGGGUUUCCAUCGGCAUUUUUUUCAGUCCUGGGAAGAGAGGGGACUCGGUGUUCUAUGGACCAUUGCCAGAGCUGGUUUCUUCAGAGAACCCGCCCAAGUACAGGAACUUUACCAUGUCCGAGUUUUAUGGGACCUUCUUCUCACGAGACCUUGCGAGCAAAGCUCUACUUGAUAACUUCAAACUGUCAUCUUAA